Plasmodium fragile is the source of this 3502-nucleotide messenger RNA. RefSeq lists its product as uncharacterized. The annotation marks the transcript as partial. The transcript has 4 exons. The record is from RefSeq and is a predicted model, not a curated record. Lineage: Eukaryota; Apicomplexa; Aconoidasida; Haemosporida; Plasmodiidae. Gene Ontology annotation, biological process: positive regulation of neutrophil extravasation; homotypic cell-cell adhesion; T cell extravasation.
CGUGCACGUGGCACCUCCAAGUAAGCAAGAGGUUGACGUCAAGAAACCCUCUGCGCAUGAUGAUCCAACUCCAGAAUCCAAAUCAGUGGGGUCCCACAACACUUUAAACCCUUACGGCGUCUGCUUACCUGGCCUUACUGGUGACAAGUGUCCUGCCGACAAGUAUCAUCCACCCCCGGAUCAACCCAAACCCAAACCGAAUCCGAACCCAAAUCAAUCGGGUAGUAGUGGCAGUUUAAGUGAUGCUGAUUUGGCGGAUGGAGUUUCUGCUGGGGAAGCAAAGGGAGGUGGGGGUGGUCAAAAGGAUGCUGGAAGCGCCGGUAGCGGAAGUCCAGGCGCAGCAGGCAGUAGCGCUGGUGGCGCCCAAGCAGCUGGUAGUAGUGGUGGUGGUAGUGCCCGUGGUGCAGCAGGUGCCGGUGGUGGAGCACGUGGUUCCCCUCCUUCCAGUGGCACCAGUUCAGACACCAAUCAGCCAGAUCAAUCCAUGCUCCCUCUUCCCUCGAAACCCUUCGACCCCCAGGAUCUCAUCCCUUAUACCCCCGCGAUCAUUCCCGCGGUGGUUGGCAUUGGGCUUAUUGCGUUCUUCCUCUGGAAGUAUUUUGCGUACCUCGCCAAACGCCGACGACAGUUUCGAACCGUUCGUGACGUGCCGUCACCGCCACUCGACGAAGAAAUAUUGCAACAUCUACAACGCGGCGAGCCGCCACCCGAUUACGGGUACACCAUGAUUAGGGAUAGGCAACCUGCGUCUGCUGCCGGCCGCCGCGGACGACGUCAUCCACGCGUGCAUAAACGCACCAUCAUCGACCUACAUCUAGAAGUGCUCAACGAAUGCGACGCGGCCGCAUGGGAAAACGUCAAAGACGACUAUUUGCAAAUACUCGUUGAAGAGUUUAUGGGGGGCAACAACAUGUGUACAAGUAGCUCGGAUGUCUGUACCCCAGACGACGGUUUAGCAACCCACGAUUCGACAACCCGCGAUGUGACAACCGCGCAUUCGACAAACCGGGAUCUACCGAUCGAUUCCGACGGCACAGAUCCAUGUCCACCACAUGACCCCGAUCCAUGGAGUUGUAUGGAAACCAUACGGUUAGAACAGGGCCCUUGUGCACCGAAUGAGGACGACCCCGAUCCAUGGAAGUGUAUGGAAACCAUACAGUUACAUGCCGAACAGAGUCGUUCACAACCAGCAGCGAUACGUGAAAUGCGGGCCCACCACUGGCACACCCAUUGGAUUAACUGGAUUGACCGCAACAAGCACCUCUUGCGGGCGUGCACGACACAGCCGUGGUUUCUGCAAUUAAAAGCGGAUUGGAAACAAUACGUGCGUCAGCACAUGGUGGCAACCGCACCAUCCGGUGAGCACAGGACAGCUGCAACCAUGGAAAGGACGAAAUUGGACUUGUGGAGACAAUGGGUAGCGCAACAACAUCGGCAAAUGCGUAUGUAUUGUGAGGCGCAGUGGUUUCAACAGUUGUUGAAUAAUGUAGACGCGGCGACAGAAUCGCAAAACGGCGAAGUACCUGGAGUGGAAACAGACUUAAACAUGCAAAUAGUAACAGCAGCAGCAGACAUGCUACAAGUGCGAGAUGUACCACGGUCCCAACCACUGCAUCAGCAAUCUUACAUGAAAAAACCGUUAACCGCUAACAUAUGGAUACUGAUCCUGGCAUUAGUCAUAGAACAGUGCGAAAUCGAAUGUCGUUUGCAGGAGAAGGAGUUGUAUGUGGAUGAUCUAUUGCAGCAACUCGUGCACGUGGCACCUCCAAGUAAGCAAGAGGUUGACGUCAAGAAACCCUCUGCGCAUGAUGAUCCAACUCCAGAAUCCAAAUCAGUGGGGUCCCACAACACUUUAAACCCUUACGGCGUCUGCUUACCUGGCCUUACUGGUGACAAGUGUCCUGCCGACAAGUAUCAUCCACCCCCGGAUCAACCCAAACCCAAACCGAAUCCGAACCCAAAUCAAUCGGGUAGUAGUGGCAGUUUAAGUGAUGCUGAUUUGGCGGAUGGAGUUUCUGCUGGGGAAGCAAAGGGAGGUGGGGGUGGUCAAAAGGAUGCUGGAAGCGCCGGUAGCGGAAGUCCAGGCGCAGCAGGCAGUAGCGCUGGUGGCGCCCAAGCAGCUGGUAGUAGUGGUGGUGGUAGUGCCCGUGGUGCAGCAGGUGCCGGUGGUGGAGCACGUGGUUCCCCUCCUUCCAGUGGCACCAGUUCAGACACCAAUCAGCCAGAUCAAUCCAUGCUCCCUCUUCCCUCGAAACCCUUCGACCCCCAGGAUCUCAUCCCUUAUACCCCCGCGAUCAUUCCCGCGGUGGUUGGCAUUGGGCUUAUUGCGUUCUUCCUCUGGAAGUAUUUUGCGUACCUCGCCAAACGCCGACGACAGUUUCGAACCGUUCGUGACGUGCCGUCACCGCCACUCGACGAAGAAAUAUUGCAACAUCUACAACGCGGCGAGCCGCCACCCGAUUACGGGUACACCAUGAUUAGGGAUAGGCAACCUGCGUCUGCUGCCGGCCGCCGCGGACGACGUCAUCCACGCGUGCAUAAACGCACCAUCAUCGACCUACAUCUAGAAGUGCUCAACGAAUGCGACGCGGCCGCAUGGGAAAACGUCAAAGACGACUAUUUGCAAAUACUCGUUGAAGAGUUUAUGGGGGGCAACAACAUGUGUACAAGUAGCUCGGAUGUCUGUACCCCAGACGACGGUUUAGCAACCCACGAUUCGACAACCCGCGAUGUGACAACCGCGCAUUCGACAAACCGGGAUCUACCGAUCGAUUCCGACGGCACAGAUCCAUGUCCACCACAUGACCCCGAUCCAUGGAGUUGUAUGGAAACCAUACGGUUAGAACAGGGCCCUUGUGCACCGAAUGAGGACGACCCCGAUCCAUGGAAGUGUAUGGAAACCAUACAGUUACAUGCCGAACAGAGUCGUUCACAACCAGCAGCGAUACGUGAAAUGCGGGCCCACCACUGGCACACCCAUUGGAUUAACUGGAUUGACCGCAACAAGCACCUCUUGCGGGCGUGCACGACACAGCCGUGGUUUCUGCAAUUAAAAGCGGAUUGGAAACAAUACGUGCGUCAGCACAUGGUGGCAACCGCACCAUCCGGUGAGCACAGGACAGCUGCAACCAUGGAAAGGACGAAAUUGGACUUGUGGAGACAAUGGGUAGCGCAACAACAUCGGCAAAUGCGUAUGUAUUGUGAGGCGCAGUGGUUUCAACAGUUGUUGAAUAAUGUAGACGCGGCGACAGAAUCGCAAAACGGCGAAGUACCUGGAGUGGAAACAGACUUAAACAUGCAAAUAGUAACAGCAGCAGCAGACAUGCUACAAGUGCGAGAUGUACCACGGUCCCAACCACUGCAUCAGCAAUCUUACAUGAAAAAACCGUUAACCGCUAACAUAUGGAUACUGAUCCUGGCAUUAGUCAUAGAACAGUGCGAAAUCGAAUGUCGUUUGCAGGAGAAGGAGUUGUAUGUGGAUGAUCUAUUGCAGCAACUGUGA